Messenger RNA from Mizuhopecten yessoensis (Yesso scallop), 3290 nucleotides. RefSeq names its product leucine-rich repeat-containing protein 45-like. Bases 103 to 2109 code for a protein of 668 amino acids. The transcript is spliced from 18 exons. The record is from RefSeq and is a predicted model, not a curated record. NCBI's taxonomy places the organism in Eukaryota, Metazoa, Mollusca, Bivalvia, Pectinida, Pectinidae. Gene Ontology annotation, molecular function: protein binding. Gene Ontology annotation, cellular component: centrosome.
AGAAGAAUAGCAACAAAAAAGUUUCAAAAUGGCGGCAUGAAAGGAAAACUGUCGCAGUGACAUAACAUUUUAGAACAUUUUGCAAGAGCCAGGUUACAAACCAUGGAAGGCUUUAAGCAUGUAUUCAUGCGUCUUUGUAAAGAAAACCACAUUGAACCCCAGGAUUGUGUUUUAGUCCAAUUAAAAAGUCUUGAUAGCAGUAAAGGGAAACAUGUGUUAGAUCUAUCUACAAACAGUUUAUCAGCUAAGACAUGCCAUGCCCUCGGGAAAGCAAUAGCCACAGACAAGAACUUCAGAGAAAUCAAGUUUGCUGAUUGCAUGCUUAGUGAAGAUGGUGUAAAAGGACUAGCCUAUGGAUUUUCCACAAAUAACUAUUGUAAAAAGCUUGACAUGAAGGGAAACAACAUUCGAGGAACAGGUGUGGACUUCCUGGGUAAAAUGCUGCGACACAACCACACCCUCCUUAGUUUGUGUCUGGAGUGGAAUGCCCUGGGGAUGCUGGAUAACUCGUUUGCUCUGUUCUGUGAGGGAGUAGGCUCCAAUGAUACUCUCCAGGCUCUAGACAUCAGAAACAACCAAAUCAACCAUGACGGAGCAGUCGAGCUUGCCGCGGGGCUCAAGAGGAACAGCACACUGAGGUCUCUAGAUCUACGAUGGAACAAUGUUGGGCUGCUGGGAGGGCGUGCUCUGCUAGAAAUGUUACAGAUCAAUAAAACACUGUGUAGGAUGGAGCUGGCUGGAAACAACAUUCCUGUAGACAUCUUAAAGUCCAUAGAGACAGCCAUCAGUCAGAACGAGGACCGUGCCCUAGUGACAGGAGAGUACAGUAAAAAGAUCACAUUAAUGACCAAGCAUGUGAAACAGAUUGAGCAUGACAAGUCAUUACAGAUGAAUGACCUGAUGGAUACUAUAGACAAACAAGAAGAACUACUACGCCGAUCUAAAAGGUCUUCUUCUGAUAAAAUCACUAAUCUACACGAAGCACUAGAAGAGAGGAAAGCUUCUUUUAACUCUGUUGCUUCCAAACUUGCCAUGACAGAGUCGGAGCUUGCCCUCACAGAGCAGAAAUGUAAUGAUUACUCCAUGCUCAUGAACAAACUAAAACAGGAGUUGUCGGAGAAGAUGGGCGGGCACCAGGAGGAUCUACGCAGAUACCAGGAGGAUCGUUCUGUAACAGAGGCUAAACUAUACAAGGAGGUGUCAGUGGCACACGACAAGAACAUCCAGCUAGAGACCAAGUUGGAGGAUGCAGAAAGGAAAUGUCGGCUACAGCAGGACCAAAUCUUUGAGCUGAAGGAACAGAUCACACACUUAACAGCUGAACUCAAACUUAAAGGGACACAUUUUGAUGAACGACUCCAACAAGAGCGAAUAAGACAUAAGGAUGACUUGAGGGACGCAGAGCAGAUCAGACAGAAAGAGGUGGCACGAGUUAGACAGGAUGCCGAGGAGACGGAGAGUGCCAUGCGUGAGAGGAUUCAGAAGCUGGAGAUGACAAGACUAGCCUUAGAGGAGGAGAUCAGUAAACACAAAAACGCAAACAUAAACAACAAACUUCACCACGAGGAACAGCUCAGUCUCGCCAAACAGAAACUCCUAUCUGAGGAGGAACUGCGUCAGCAACAUGUGGGGGAGAAGCUGAAGCUUGAGAUGCACUUGAAGGAUGAGCUGCAGUCUCGGUGUAACCAGCAGUCAUCUGUGGUGUCAGAGCUACAGUCCAAAAACAGCUCACUCACCAUGGAACUCGAACUGAUGAAAAGGCGGGUCGAAGAGCUCCACCAGGAGCUAUCAGAGAAGAACAGUAUGACUCUGUCUGAGGUUGGCAAGGUGAAGAUUGACCUGAAUCAGACACUCACAAAGCUUGACGGGGAGAGGAAAAUACAAGCUGAACUUAGGGAACAGCUUGGGGAGGCUGACAGAAAGAUGUCUGAACAACUUCUCAGACAUCGACAAUUACUAGAGGACAAAGAUUUAGAGACAGAAGAUUUGAAAAGGCGAUUAAAAUCGAGGGAGGCAGAACUUAAUGGUAUAAGAGAGGAGGAGGGCCAACGAGCACAGGUGUUACAAAAUGCUAUAAUGAACUAUGUCAACAAAGUACCUGCUCACUGAUUGGUUCUCACUCCAGUAAACACUACAUUGUCAAAGAGAUCUUUUAAAUUCAACUCUGUGAACUAGAAAGUAGGCCCCUACCGACAGAAUGUUUCAGUGACCAGUUAGAAGAUAUCUUACUUAACAUGCUAUCUAUGGCUUCAGUACAUUCCUGGUAGAUAGAUUAGAACAAUGGGCCACCACAUACAGAUUAACUGCACUGUAUCAUCACCUCACAAAUGAUGGAAAUUUGAAUCGCUGAUGUAUGGAUAAUACUUUGGUAACAAGUUGCUUUUCAUCAUAAAAUACUCAUGUGAUGUAUGUAUUGAAAGAAUUAUAAGGUGCUUUCUUAUCUAAUUCGGGAAAAAAUACUACACCUCUGUUGAACAGAAUGACUUUUUGUUCUGUCAUGAGGUCAAAUGAAUAAGAGACAGAAAUGAACUUGAUCCUGUAUGACUGCUAAGUAACAACAAAACAACGAAGUAAUGUAUUUAUAUGAAUGUGUAGGUGUUGUGCUGCAUGUGAAUAUCUUGACCGUCCAUGUGUAGUUCUGUCUGGGACAGCUGUGAUAUAUAUAUAUAUUGAAUUAUUAUGAUUGUUGAGUAAUGAUUAGAGAGAGCUUACCUGUUUGUAUUUAAUGAUACAGUGUCCUUAGUCAGAGUAGUGAUAUUUAUACAAUUUGUACAAACUUCAUAUUUCUACUAUACAUUCAUAACUCCUUAUCAUUCUUGAACAUUUCCCCAGUACUUCUAUACAGAAUAACUUUCUACACACCAGCACACAGCAUUUAUACAGGGCUUAUUAUAAAUAUUGUUUGAUAUACAGUACAAGUAAGCUUUAAUGUUUCUUAAUGCAUACUUCAUCAUGAACCUUGUCAUGUAUUUUCUCUAGUAGGUGAUUCUAUAAUUUAUUCCAAUAUUUGAUUAAAAACAUUAUAUGCAAUGUACAUUUAUGACAGUUCAUACAACAUGCUUCUCUGCAUUUAUUUUCACUGUGAAUGUUUUUAACUACCUGUUAAAAUUCUAGAGUAGUAAAUAUUAAUAUUGUGAUUUAUUUUUGUUAAAAUGUUGUACAUUUUGAGGACUUUGUUAUACAUUGAUGUAGUUAUAUCUAGUGUGAUAAGUAUAUGAUACAUACAUGCAGAAAUGCAGGUGCACACACAAAAUUUUCAUGUAAAUUCCAAUUGUGUCAUAUACUUCUUG